Messenger RNA from Aphis gossypii (cotton aphid), 624 nucleotides. RefSeq lists its product as uncharacterized. NCBI's taxonomy places the organism in Eukaryota, Metazoa, Arthropoda, Insecta, Hemiptera, Aphididae. The record is from RefSeq and is a predicted model, not a curated record. Bases 184 to 624 code for a protein of 146 amino acids. The transcript is spliced from 2 exons. Gene Ontology annotation, molecular function: protein dimerization activity.
AGAAAAAGACAAGAGCCACACAAUCUUAAACAUUUUGAUACUACUGUAACCACUAGUGCUGAACAAAAUAUUAAUGACACCAUUGAAACCAUUGAAGAUUAUUUUAAAAAAAAUGCUUUCUUUCCUGUAUUUGAUGCUAUCUUGAUAAAUCUGGAAAAAAGAUUUUCUACUGAAAGCCUUCAAAUGGCUACAGCUGUUGAUCAAUUUUUUCAAUUAAACUUUGAGGAAAGUCUUUUCUUUGUAGAUCAUUAUAAAGAUUUGAUGAAUGUAUCUAAAAAUGUAUUACAGUCAGAAAUAGAAGUGGCAAAGAAUUGUAUAUUGCAGUCUACUGAUGAAAAUUAUAUAACUUUAAAUGAUGUGAAAAAGGUUUUAACAAAACAGACUUUCCCUAAUUUAUAUAAACUAUUUCAAGUUGCUUUAACAAUUCCUAUAAGUUCCUCCACUUGUGAAAGGAGUUUUUCAGCCAUGCGUAGAAUAAAAACUUGGCUUCGAGCUUCUAUGCUGCAGGAAAGGUUCAACAACACCUCAAUAUUAUAUAUUGAAAAAGAAAUUUCUAAAUCUAUUAAUACUGAAACAAUUGUUAAUAUAUUUGCACAAAAAAAUAGAUAUAUACAAUUAAAAUAA